Gigantopelta aegis is the source of this 1830-nucleotide messenger RNA. Its product is annotated as platelet endothelial aggregation receptor 1-like. The record is from RefSeq and is a predicted model, not a curated record. The transcript is spliced from 6 exons. The coding region runs from base 974 to 1429 and encodes 151 amino acids. NCBI's taxonomy places the organism in Eukaryota, Metazoa, Mollusca, Gastropoda, Neomphalida, Peltospiridae.
AAAAAAAAAAAAACAACAACAACAACAUGUGCAUGUUUUCCAGGCGAUUAACAAUUAAUUGUUAUUAUUAUGUAUUUAUUUAUUUAUUAUUGGUAUUAGUAAUAUUAUUUUGGGGUGUCGCAAAUUUAAUUACACUAUGUUUUCUCAUAUAGUCCCAGUGGCUGUAGCAGUUUUAUUAAUGUUACCAGGCCACUGAACACUCCAUCUCUUUUUCAUGUUAUAUUAAUGUAAACAAACACACGUGGGCUAAGGGACCGAAUCACACCCAUUUCUGUGCAUUGUCCACAAAUGCUGCAUGACUUCAAGGUGCUGUGGGGGACAGUAUGCAGUAUCCAAUGAAAACAAAGUGCACAAACAGAGUGAUGAUCAACAUAAAUACAAAAAUUCAAGAUUUAAAUAAAAACAGUGUAAGGAACUGUGCAAAAAUACAAAUAUCACAGAUAGAUACUGACUUUUACUCAAAAUUUCAAUUGUGCUGUAUUGGCCAUUCUCAAAGAGAAUGUUACAACUCUGCACCACGGCGAGGUUAUAGCACGCGCAGGGGCUACCUCAAGUAAGGUCUGGUCACUGAUCGAUCGCAGCAGUCAAUUCGAUGUGUUGUGUUGCCUGCUCUUCUAGUCUGUGUUCCCAAAAUUACAACUACAGGUUCAUCAGAAAUAAUUGUAUCACCAUCUGAAGUGCAUCAGAUCACUCCCUGAACAUUAGCUCUAUAUGGGCGUACAACUGUGCGUUAUGCAGUGGGCAAUGUAAGUCCUGUGAUUCAGGUUGGUAUGGAGAAAACUGUACAGAAAGAUGUAUAAACUGUGAACUGGAUGGCUGUAAUAUAACAACCGGCAUUUGUUUUCAAUGUAACAGUUAUUAUUGUGGAACAAACUGCACGGAAACUUGUCCGAAGACUUGUUCCAGGAGCCGUACGAAAAGAAGUGUAUGUCACCGUGACACUCGGCAGUGUUUGAGUGGCUGUCAAAAAGGGAUGUGGGGUGAUCGCUGCGACAUCCCAUGCAGCAAAGGAUGUUGGAAUCGUGAAUGUCAUUUUGAUGGCACCUGUCACUGCAUACCUGGAUACACUGGUUCACAAUGUAUAGCACUGCGAAUGGAUGAAGAAUUACCUGCAGCCGAUCCAAGAAGUACAACAAGUACAACAAGUGCAACUGAAAACUAUAAUGGACUGAAUACACAUCAAGAUGGUGUUUCCGAACUACCUUUGAUUGUACUUCUUGGUAGUACAGUUAUCUUGAUUUUGAUAACGACGGCGCUGUCAUUUCUGUUAAAGAAGUUUGGUUUUUCCCAGCGUCAGCAAUCUGGACCUCAUGAAACUCACGAACGGCCAGCAAUACAAGAGGGACUAAUAAGGAUGAAUGAUAUCAAUGAAAAUCAAGACGAACGUCGAAACGAAUCCACUCAACGUUCCCUGAUUUUUUUGUUGUGAUCAUCAACACGGAACUAGGAUAUAUCAUCAUAAUUACAAACGAUCAAGCACGAACCUUUCACGUCACUUGUGGGGUGUUUUAAACAAAUUUAGCCCUUAGUCAGCGCUUAUCUUACUGGGGACUUUUGUUUUAGUCAAUUUUCGAAAGUAUAAUAAAUACAAUUGAAAAAUAAUUGGAAAGAUUUAUGCCACAACAAUUCUGGUUAGGUAUUAGCUUUAGUUCUGUGUAAAGACAUCUUCAACGAAGAGGCGACCAUCGUAAUCAUUCAGAAAACCUCGGCGUUUAGUCUCUACAUGUCCGAGCCUGUCCUAGCAGCACUGGAAGAUUGACCGCCCCACUCUAAGAAGAAAUCGGAAACGGGGUCGGCCCCUACUACUCUUUUCUAGACUUUACUUUGCUU